AUGGAUCUGGGAAUGUGGAGGUCUACCUUCAAGAGAAACGCCAAUGGUUUCCCGGAUGGAGACACCUGGAAACUGGAGUUUGAUUCCAUGAUUGAGCCCAAACAUCCUCAGCCCGGAUGGAAGGAGUACAUCACUCGGACCAGUGCAAGGUUUAGGUGCAGCAAGUGUGGAAGACCCUGGCCCUCCAACAUAGUGAUGGUGUUCUUUCACAUGCACCUGGAGGACAGCACGGGCACCGUCAAAGUGAAGCGCUCCGGUCAGAGCUGCCAGGAAUGCAAUGAUGGCCGGAUGCAGGAUCCCAUGGUAGACCUGGAGCACAUCACUAUCCUCAUGAAGAACCUGGUGACGAAAAUGAGAAUUAAGUGCUACAACGAAGACCUGGAUGACUGCGAACACGAUCAGAAGAAGCUCGAUGUCAACAGUUCCCACGAUCCUGACAACUGCGAGGCAUGUCGUAAAGGCUUCUGUAGAAACUAA
Limanda limanda (common dab) is the source of this 477-nucleotide messenger RNA. Its product is annotated as receptor-transporting protein 3-like. The coding region runs from base 1 to 477 and encodes 158 amino acids. Gene Ontology annotation, molecular function: olfactory receptor binding. NCBI's taxonomy places the organism in Eukaryota, Metazoa, Chordata, Actinopteri, Pleuronectiformes, Pleuronectidae. The record is from RefSeq and is a predicted model, not a curated record. Gene Ontology annotation, biological process: protein targeting to membrane; protein insertion into membrane. The transcript is spliced from 2 exons.